Klebsormidium nitens is the source of this 2776-nucleotide messenger RNA. The record is from the annotation of a GenBank genome assembly. Lineage: Eukaryota; Viridiplantae; Streptophyta; Klebsormidiophyceae; Klebsormidiales; Klebsormidiaceae.
GUCACUUUGAACGAAGCUCAGUCCGGCAUGGGAACCUGGAAACAGGAAAGGGCACGACUUGCAUGCAUGGCAUGUGGAUUCUGCUACAAUCUGAUUGACUCAUGAGUUCACUGGUGUCAGUAUUCUGUCCGGAAAUGGGCGGCGCUUGAUGGAGAGCCACCUGACACCACUUGAACCCAGCAUGAGCGUCCUACGGUAUGUGCAAAGCCCACAUCUCUAGACUCUAGACCAAAUGGGGAGCAGCAUGCAGCAGCAUGUACGAGGAUUCAUGGAAUGGUGUUCAAGCUCAAAAGUUCAUUGUAGGUAGUCGGUUAGCUGCACAGUCUAUAAUGCUAGUAGAUGAAGGGUUUGGAAAACGAUGACGCUGUCUAUGGUUCUUGAGUCUUUCAUUCCUAAAGACCCUGCGCUGGUGAGCGCGCUGGCGGUAGUUGUGCGGAGAUGCCAGCCGCGUGUGCAGCACCUCCUGAUGAGGUGUUCAAGAGCACUGCAGCAAAGUACUGUGUCUAGUCAGCAUUGUCCAGUCCAGGAAUGUCCUUCUGACAGGGUUGCCACAUAUCGUGCUGCAGGUAGAGCUAGAGCACAGGACUGGUGGCAGACAAAAACAGUGCUGACACCGGAGGCUCUGACCCGUAAACCCUGCAUGUAUGAUCUUACUGGCCCACGCCACGAUGCUCAUUUAUGUGCACCGAUGUGUGCAGAAUCUGCAUCAGCAGGAUUUGGUAGGAGAGCAAGUGUGUUGGAACUAGCCUCCUUCAAGUCUUAUCACUCUGGUUCCUAUCACUCCAGUGUGUUUCCACAUAGGUCUGGCGGCUGUGCUCUUUCUUUUUCUGCCUUAGAACCAGGGAUUCUGACGCGCCUAGUCCACAAUUGGGAUCCUGCCUGGUGCCUCGGCGGUGGGUCGCCACGCGGCCUGCACUCCACCUCGGGGCGUAAUGCCGCCAGCUUUGAGAACAUUGGGGAAGCUAGUGCCAGGAGGGCCACUGCUCUACAGUACAAGAUUACUGCUGACGAUGCCAUCCACCGCUUCCAGGACUGGUCAGCGGGCCACUGGCUGGGUCCCAUCAGUGGGCUGGAGGACCACGCCGGCAGAGCCGCCUUCACGAGUAUCAGGGCAGCAUACCAGCCAUUCUGGGUGUUUGAUGCCAAAGUCACGACCUUCUUCACUGGCGAAAUUGGGUUUGACUACAGCACCAGCACAUACAACAGCUCCACAAAGCGCCAUGAGACUAGCAGCGGCACCGUGUGGCGGCAGGCGCCCUACACGCACAGCCUCACCAACGACCACCCCGGGGACAACCCCGACAUGCAGGUCUACGCAUCCUACAGGUACCGAAAGGCGUACAUGGCGCCCCUGAAAGGCCCGUCCCUGGUGGCGGAGAACCAGCCCCUGACGGGGGCCAUGCUGGCAGAGGGGCGCGAAUUGGACGAGUUCACCAUGAAGCGCGAAAUUGCGUGGCGGCGCGUGCGCGAGAAUAUCCAGAAGCAGGAGGUGCGCCGUGCGGAGGAGCUGCUCAAAACGACGUACCAUGCGGACCAGGCGCAGAACGUGCAGCUGCAGAUGCAGUUCGACGAGGUGCGUGCGCGCGCCAUCUACGUGCCGGCCUACAUCCUGGAGUACCAGCAUGCUGGCCAGUUCUUCCGCGCGGUCGUCAACGGCGCGACUGGGGAGGUCGGCGCAGAACGGCACCUCUCUGCGCUCAAGGUGGGCGGUCUGGUGGCCACAGGGCUGACAGCUGCCACCGUGGCCAGUCACUAUAUGGGGUGGGGCACGCUGUUUGGCGGUGUGUGGGGCGCAGCCUUUGUUGCGGGGCUGGCGGCCCUGGCGGGCUAUGCGGCGGAGCGCUGGCUGCCCCGCGUGUCCGCCUACAUCAAGGAGCUGCAGCACGGCAGGGACGUGGUUGAGGACACUGCGCGCGCUGCUCGCGGGCACGGAGCGGAGGAGGCGGGCCUCGGCGACGACGAUGACGAGCGCGAGCGCCGCGAGCACUGGCAGCGCCAGGCGCGCUACCAGCAGUGGCAACACUUCGGGGGUGGGGCUAUGAACGCGCAGUUUGAGCGCAUCCUGCGCGAGUUCGAGGAGCAGUUCCGGCGACAAGGCGGCCCCGGUUUCGGCCCCUUCGGGGUGCCCCCGCAGUGGGAGCAGCAGUACGACCGCAGCGGCUUCGAUGCGCGGCGCCAGGGCGAGCGGCAGCGGCAGCAGCAGCAGGCGUACGAGGAGCAGGCGCGCAGGGGGCGGGGCGGGGCGCAGUACCAGGCGCGCCAGCCCGGGUCGCCGCCUGGUGACCCGCUCGGGUACUACAAGGAGCUGGGCCUGGCCAAGGGCCCGCGCUCGUCCGAAGAAGAGAUCAAGGCCGCCUUCCGGCGUCUCGCCCUCGAGUGGCAUCCAGACCGGCACGGCCAGGAUCCAAAAGGAAAAGCUAAAGCAGAGGAGAAAUUUAAGAAGAUUUCGCAAGCUUACCAGGUCCUCCGAGAUCCAAGGAAAAAGGCAAGCUAUGAUGCGGGAAUGGCUGGGUAGUCUCGAAAGGGGGCAUGCAUAGCGGCGUCACUUGCUUCUGGGCGUGAAGGUUCUGAUUGAAUCGUCAAAAUCAUCGAGGAUGCACAUGCCAUCGCGUCGUGUUUCUGCGUUUCUGCCCUUGACAUCAGCAUGUUCGGAACGGAAGUUAAUCAACGCAUCGCAGUAUGCUUUGCGAAUCAAAUCUAAAAAAGACGUUUUUUCUUCCAUUGCCGGGGUUGUGGAGCCGGCAGAGCUCCUCGCCACAUAUAUUCUGUCUUGCAC